Molecule: messenger RNA, 1455 nt
Organism: Melampsora larici-populina 98AG31
Lineage: Eukaryota; Fungi; Basidiomycota; Pucciniomycetes; Pucciniales; Melampsoraceae
Exons: 4
Coding region: 1-1455 (484 amino acids)
Source: RefSeq, a predicted model, not a curated record
AUGAACUUCAACUUAGAUUGGGAUGAACCUGAUAUUUGGUCAACUGAACCAUCAUCUUCUAUUCAAAUCAACACAUCAAGAACAGAACAUCAAAACCCACCUGAACCAUCUUCACCAACUAAUCAAUCAGAUUCAUCUGAUACUACUACCAUUCAUCAUCAUCAAAUCAAUCUAUCAACACCUAAUCCUACUUUAACCAAUUCAAAUUCAAAUUCAAAUUCAAAUUCAAAUUCAAAUCAUUCUCAACAACCCAAUCUAUCAAUCUCAACUGAUUCAAUACCUAAACCAUUCAUCAACUUAGAUUCUGAUCAUCAAUCUUCUCCAAACAGUCCUUCUAUCCUAUUCUCUUCUCCUUCAGAUGCUUCAUCAACUCAAUCUAUGUUCUCAGCUACAGCUGAUCAAGCUCAAUCACAAUCAAACAAUCUCAAUAAUAGUACAAUAGAUGAUGAUGAUUUUGGUGAUUUUGAUGAUGGUGAUGAAUUAGGACAAGGAUUAGGAACAGAUGAGUUUGGUGAUUUCGAUACAUUUCCAAGUUUAUCACCUAUACCAAGAUUUCAAACCAAACCGAACAUCAUACCAUUCAAAUUACCUAAACUUAUGAAUUUCGAAACCCUAAAACAAUCACUCACACCUGCGAUCGAUAGUCUUUUUACACAAAUCGAUUCAUCAGUUUGGCUAACCGAUGAUGUUAUCAAAAAUUCAGAUCAUCCACCAAUCGAAAAAAAUUUGUCAAUUCCUUUGGUUUUGAAAUCUUCUGAUCUACUUAGGUCUGCUUGGAAUGAAUUGAUUGAAAAUCAAAACCGACUUGGGAUUCCAAUUGAUUGGAAAAGAAGUCAGAUCCGUCGUCAUUUUUUAGUCACACUGGGGAUUCCAGUCGAUUUAAAUGAUUUCUUGACACCGGCAGAUCUUCCUCAACAAACACUUUCAGUUCAUACAGAUUCAGUUUCAUCAAGUCUUUUACAUCCAUAUAAUUCAAAACUUAUCAAACCAUCAAUCAAGAGUCCAACUCCAACCAUCUCAAUAGAUCGAAAAAGAUGUGAUGAACUAUUAUCGUUGAAAAAUGACGAUUUACAAAGUCAAAGUGAUGAAGAUCUAAUUAAGAUUAGAGACGAGUUAAAGAACAUGAACACAACGAUCUCAGAUCUUCUAUCCCAAACACUUACCAAACGUGACAAAUUAAACCAAGAUAGUGAUUCAUAUAAUAAGAUGAUCUCAGAUCUCAUCACAGCUGCACAAAGGAUCAAGAUGGGAUCACCUAAUGUGAACAAAAGAUCAUCGUCUAUCCAACUAGGAUCUUCUUCAAUCACUUCUACCGCUCAGAUCUCUUCUACUCAUCCAGCUGGGUCUUCUAGAUGGUUUGGAACGACGACUAGAUCGGUGACGCCUACUAAUCAUCAUCAGAAUGUGACUUCUAAAUCUGUUGAAAUUAAUUCUAAACGAUCUUCUGUACUUUGA